Messenger RNA from Gossypium raimondii (Peruvian cotton), 2241 nucleotides. Its product is annotated as plant UBX domain-containing protein 8. The record is from RefSeq and is a predicted model, not a curated record. The coding region runs from base 126 to 1835 and encodes 569 amino acids. The transcript is spliced from 11 exons. Lineage: Eukaryota; Viridiplantae; Streptophyta; Magnoliopsida; Malvales; Malvaceae. Gene Ontology annotation, molecular function: ubiquitin binding.
UGCUUCAUGCCUGCUCUUCCCCCAACAAUUAUCUUUUUAUUCGUUCUUAUUUUCCCCUCUGCAUUGAACUGAAAUUAUAAGCUGCCAAACAGAUUAAGUUAAUAUAAGGAAACCCUAAUUUUGCAAUGGUGAGACCUAAUCAAGAAGCAAUCGACACUUUCAUCAGCAUCACUGGGGCACCCGAAGCUGUUGCUAUUUCCAUGCUAGAGGAGCAUGCUGGCAAUCUCAAUACAGCUGUAAAUGCAUAUUUCAGCGAGGGUGAUAGGCCAAGAUCAACCAUAGUUCCUGUAGAUGAUGCCAUGGAUAUAGAUGAUCCAAAUGAAGUUGUACCAAAUGGGCCAGUCCUUCCAUUUCUACCAUCAUCUAGAACAAACGAACAAUCGUCUCUUCAUGAUCGAAACUUCCAUAGCAGUUUCUUCGAUGGUGAUUCUGGUUCAACUCAUGAACCAAUGGUUACACAUCCAACAGAGGUGAGAGAGGUUAAGAAUAGCCAUGAGCCAUCUAGUCAUGCUCCUGUUGUUGAGGAUGCCUCUGAAACUGCACAAGCUCUCGGCCCGAAUUCCCAUGAGACUGUUACAAUUGAUGAAGUAGGUGACGAUUCAAUUGCGCAGCCAAGAUGGCAGAAUGAUAACUCUAACAACCAGCAUGUUACACCCAGCGCUCCUGCCUUCGAUAAUUUGCCAGACUAUGGCAAUGACAUUGAAGAACAAAUGAUUCAAGCUGCCAUUGAGGCCUCUAAGCGGGAUACUGAGGAGUUAAGUAAUACUGUGCCUUGGCAUAAUAUGUCUCAUUCAGAGGAUGCUGUACUUGAAGAAGCAGUUUCAUUGUCCUUUAAGACAGCAGAGCAAGAGAAGGCAUUGCGUGAGCAGGGUUACUGUGCCAGAACAUCAGAAGUGGAAGCUUCUAUACCACCUAAUGAGCAUCUUGGGAACAUAGCAGUCUCAAAUGGGAGGUUAAUGGAAGGAAGCUCUUCCAUUCAAGCUGAAGCUGCAGAUGGGGAUGAGCAGCCUCUAUUUAGGCACAGGUCUAGACAGACAUCAUCUGGCCCAGGAGAAUCUGCAAACGAAGUUGGAGUUGUGGAGGCUAGCGCACCAUCAAGUCCUGGACAGCAAGGAAUAGGCAAUCCCCCGCUGAACAAUGGAAAUGAAUUCCCUUCUGAUGAGUGGGGUGGUAUUUCUUCUGUGGAACAUGAUGAGGCAGUCAUGCUUGAGGCUGCGAUGUUUGGUGGAAUCCCUGAGAAUGGGUAUCGUUUUGCCUAUGCACCUCAUCACUUCAUUCGACCUGAGGGCUCUAAUCCCUGGCGUACCCCUCGUCCUCCAUCACCCUCUUUGGAAGCUCAACGCCUGAUACGGGAACAACAAGAUGAUGAAUAUAAUGCAUCAUUGCAAGCUGACAGAGAAAAAGAGUUGAAGGCAAUUCAAGAAGCUGAAGCUUGCCGUUUAGAGGAGGAAGCAGCUAGAAAAGCUGCUCUUGAAGAAGAAAAACGGAAAGAGGAAGAGUCCCGCAGGAAAAUGGAGGAGGAACAGGAAUGUGAGAGACAAUUAGCUGCUAAAGAAGCUUCUCUGCCUCUGGAGCCAUCAGCCGAUGAGGAAAAUGCUGUAAACCUUCUAGUGCGAAUGCCAGAUGGCAGUCGAAGGGGCCGUUUAUUUCUCAAGUCUGACAGGCUGCAGUCUCUCUAUGACUUCAUAGAUAUCGGUAGAGGAGUCAAGCCAGGCACUUACCGAUUGGUGAGGCCGUACCCAAGGCGUGCUUUCAGUGAUGAUGAAUGCAGCUUGACGCUGAAUGAACUUGGAUUAGCAAACAAACAAGAAGCCCUAUUUCUGGAGUUGAUCUAAUAACACCUUAACUAUUACAUGAAUAUCAUAGAAUACCACUAGGUAAUUUUAGUUCACUUAGAUUAUGGAAUUUCUUAAGGGUUCGUGAAUGUUUGAAGCAUAUGAAAUUUCAGGAAGGGUACAAUUUACCUGAAUGACAAUGACCUGUGUUUUACUUCUGUGAGUGUUCAAUUUGAUGGGGUCACAAUUGGAGUGACAAUUAUUAUUACUUGGCAUCAUAUUAGGGUUCGAAUUCCGUCUUUCAUACCCCUCUCAAAUUUGUAAGAUUAAAAAAAGGAGAAAGAAAUUGAUUGAAAGGGGCAUAGGGAAUAGAUUGUAUAUAAUGUGUGGAUCUAUUAAAAUGGUCAUUGUCAUGAAGCACAGUUUAAAUCACAUCUUAUUAAAACCAUUUAGUGUUUAAUUUCAA